This is a messenger RNA of Rhizoctonia solani, 795 nucleotides long. RefSeq lists its product as uncharacterized. The transcript has 6 exons. Lineage: Eukaryota; Fungi; Basidiomycota; Agaricomycetes; Cantharellales; Ceratobasidiaceae. The coding region runs from base 1 to 795 and encodes 264 amino acids. Gene Ontology annotation, biological process: tail-anchored membrane protein insertion into ER membrane. The record is from RefSeq and is a predicted model, not a curated record.
AUGUCAAUCCUUCUAACAAUAUUCGUCUUGGUAUUUCUUACUGAACUAGUACGAUGGAUAGGAAAAUCUGUUCUUUUGGAGCUUCUAUACCCGGUCUAUACGAGAAUUUUCCUAAAAUCUACUGUUGAUCGACAACGAACGUUACGGGCGGAUGUAUUGGCUGCUAAGCGCGAUUUAUUACAAACUUCAUCACAAGAUCAAUUUGCCAAGUGGGCCAAGUUGCGAAGGAGAGUGGACAGAGGUCUUGCGGAAUUGGAUACAAUCAACUCGACCCUCGCAUCGGCAAGGACAUCUUUCUCUGUCAAGUUCAGUACGGUUUUGUGGACUGAUUCGCCUGACACUUGUCUAACAAUAAUUGGAUUUUUGAUCCAUGACGUUGCCUUCGCUUGGCAUUGGUUACUUUUGAACAUCAACUCGUUUCGGAUGGCACAGGAUGGUGGUACGGCCGCUCAGCAGUAUUCUAUCUUCCUCCAGGCUGGAUGGGCCCAGCAACCUGCUGCGGUGUUUGGCAGAUGGCCUGUCAGCGUGUUCUUAGAAUUAUUGAACGACUCGUACGAGAUGCAUUUGUCAAACACGAAAAUCCUUCCAUCCUUGUCGAAGAUCACGACUCGACAUCCGCCUCACCCUCGCCCUCGCCACGCGCCGAAAAAACCAUCCCCAUCUUUUGACGACACGCCUGGAAACAACACAUCUGCAGAUGAAAAAUCUACAGGUACAGCAUCCGCAAGGGACAGGGAUAGGGCAGAACUUAGAGCACGGUUGGCUGCGAGGCAGAGCGCACGCGCAGCGAAGUAG